GAACAUAGAACACAAGCUGAGAGGCUAUUCCGACAGCCAAGAAUCCUGGGAAGAUCUGGAUGACAUCAAGAAGGUUUUCUGGUUCAGCAAGACCGAUGUGUCAGAAUACAUCACCAACAACUGGAAGCAAGACGUCUUCUUCGGAUACCAAUUCCUGAACGGACUGAACCCCAGGGUGCUGGAGAGGUGUAUGAAGAUCCCCUCCAUUUUCCCCGUUACUCAGGAGAUGGUCGCGCCCUUCCUUGGAGGCUCCACCACGCUGCAGAAAGAGCUGGAGGUGAGGAAGAGUGCCACAGAUUGA
This is a messenger RNA of Pogona vitticeps (central bearded dragon), 301 nucleotides long. NCBI's taxonomy places the organism in Eukaryota, Metazoa, Chordata, Lepidosauria, Squamata, Agamidae. The record is from RefSeq and is a predicted model, not a curated record.